UUACAUGAAUUUUCAUUAUCUGUAGAGACCACCUAUGCUUCCACCUAUGAAUGUUCCUCCUCCAGGCUAUGCAAAUAUGGGGCCAAAUAAUCAAGCUGUCACAACAGUGAGUUCAGCAUCAGGAACAUCUGUUACUGUGUCUGGGAUUGAUCUUACUGGAGAGAUAUGGGUUGAAACAAAAAGUGCUGAAGGAAAGCUUUAUUAUUACAAUGCAAAAACAAGAGAAUCUGCAUGGACUAAACCUGAAAAUGCAAAAAUUUUAUCUCAAGAACAAAUAGAAGCUAUGGCAGCUGCUGUUGGAGUUGGGACAUCAGUAUCUACAACAACAACAGCUGCCCAGGCUGCAGUUGCACAAGCUCAGAAUGCAGUUCAACAGAAAAUAAGUCAAAAUGAGAAUCAGACAUCUGCUUCUGACACAAAUUCAUCAGACACUCAGACUACUUCAAGUCAGGCUUUAACAACUUCAAGAGAGAGUCCCAUUCCUGCAGGCACAAAUACAACUUCUGUUAAUAUUUUGCAACCACCACCAUUUGGUUUACCAUCAUAUGGAAUGCCUCCUGGUAUUCCUCCACCAGGAUUUCCUGGGUUUGCAGUACCACCACCUGGAUUUUCUGGUCCUAAUGCAGGCCCAUCACCUGGUGCUAUGACUAAUACAGUUUCAUCAUCAUCUAUGCUCAUGUCUGAUAUCAUUGAAAGUAGUACUCCUAAGUUAAUAAAUGGUGCAAUUGAUCCAGUGUUACAAGCUAAAGCAGCAGAAUGGACAGACCAUAAAACUACUGAUGGACGCACAUAUUAUUAUAAUUCGAGAACAAUGCAGUCAACUUGGGACAAACCCCAGGCAAUAAUUGAUUUAGAAAGUGCUACUUCUAAUCUUGCUUCGGCUGAAAGUACUGAAACCAUAAAUGUAGAAAGUAAUGGAACAAAUAAUAUAUCUCAAGCAUCAGUAAGUGUUCCAGUUGCUAAUGGAACUUCUAAUCAGGUGGAAAUAAAAGAAGAAAAAGCUGAAUCAAAUGAUGAAGAAAAAACAGAAGAAAAAGAGGAAAAUCUUACAAUGGAAGCAGAAGAAAGUAUUCCAAAUGAAUCAAUUAAAAAAGAGCAGAGAGAAGAAGAAUCAGAAGUUGUGAAAGAAGUAGAGAAACCUAUUGAACAAGAAAAACCAUUGGAUAGAUCCCGUCCAAUAUCUAGCACACCUGUUCCUGGGACUCCUUGGUGUGUUGUGUGGACUGGUGACAACAGAGUUUUCUUUUUCAAUCCAAGCACAAGGACAUCGGUAUGGGAAAAGCCUGAAGAGUUGAAGAUGCGCAAUGAUGUGGAUAAGAUGGUUCAAACACCACCUCAACAGCCAGAUGUUAAAAUGGAAAAAAAAGAUGAGGAUGAACCACCAGCUAAGAAGAAGAGAUCUGAUGAUGAGUAUGAAGAUAAAGUUAAAUUUCAGAUAGGUCUAGAUAAUAAGGUAGGUUCAGAGGAUGCAGCAUUAAAGAAGAAAAUGAUAGAUAUUGGAAAAGAAGCUGCUAUGGAAGCAGAAGUUCAAGCUGCUAAGGAAAGAGCUACUAUUCCUUUGGAAAUACGAAUGAAACAAUUUCGAGACAUGUUAGCCGAAAAAGAAGUGUCAGCAUUUUCAACUUGGGAAAAAGAACUUCACAAGAUUGUUUUUGAUAGGAGAUAUCUUCUUCUUACAUCAAAAGAGCGGAAACAAGUAUUUGAUCGUUAUGUGAAAGAAAGAGCAGAAGAAGAAAGACGGGAGAAACGAAACAAGAUGAAAGAAAGGAAAGAAGAAUUUCGAAAGUUAUUAGAAGAAGCUUUACUCACUAGCAAGUCAAUUUUUAGUGAUUUUGCCCAGAAAUAUGGAAAAGAUGAACGAUUCAAGAAUAUAGAGAAAAUGAGAGAACGAGAAAGUUUAUUUAGUGAUUAUCUUCAGGAAUUAAGGAAGAAAGAAAGAGAAGAACGUUCCAGUCAUCGAGAGAAAGUAAAGAGAGAUUUUAUUGAACUUUUAAAAGAACAAAAAGGAUUGGAUAAACAUUCUCGUUGGAGUGAUAUUAAAAAAACAUUAAACGAUGAUAGUCGAUAUAAAGCUGUUGAAAGCAGUUCACAUAGAGAGGACUGGUUUAAGGAAUAUGUCAGCAAGCUGACCAGUGAGGCAGAUGAAGCUGCUGCUAGAGAAAAAGAAAAACAAGAAAGGAUUGAAGCAAGCAUACGUGAACGAGAGAAAGAAGUUCAACGUACUUUAUCAUCUCAUUUACGUGAAAGAGAUAAGCAAAAAGAACAGCAUAAGCGUGAUGAAGCUGUUCAACAUUUUAAUGCCUUACUUGCUGACUUGGUUCGUAAUCCAGAUGUUUCUUGGAGAGAUGCAAAACGAACUUUGAGAAAAGAUCAUCGUUGGGAAAUGGUAGAAUCUUUAGUACGAGAAGAAAGAGAGAAACUUUUUGAUAAGCACAUUGAAGGAUUAAAUAAGAAAAAGAAGGAAAAAUUUCGUGAAUUACUAGAUGAAACACAUAGCAUUACUUUAACUUCAUCUUGGAAGGAGAUAAAAAAGAUAAUACGUGAUGAUCCUCGUUAUUCAAAAUUUUCAUCAAAUGAUCGGAAAUGCGAGAGAGAAUUUAAGGACUAUUUAAAAGAUAAAAUGGUUGCUGCAAAAGCAGAUUUCCGGGAAUUAUUAAAAGAAACUAAAAUGAUUACAUAUAAAUCAAAAAAGAUGAUUGAAGAAACUGAUCAUCUACAAGAUAUUGAAAAAAUACUACAGAAUGAUAAACGAUAUCUAGUUUUAGAAUGUAUAGCAGAUGAAAGGAAAAAACUUUUAAUGUCUUAUAUAGAUGAUCUAGAUCACAGGGGGCCGCCACCACCACCCACGGCCUCGGAACCUUCUAGGCGUUCAACUAAAUAGUUUUUACAUUUAAUAAAUUAGUGUUAUGUGUCUAAAAUCGGAACUGUUCUGUCUGUUGAUGUCCCAUCCAGAACAAUAGAAUACAUCUAGAAUAGUAAUAGUUUAAUUUUUGUGUGAUACAUGGCUUUUAUUGUCUCUUAUAUGUUUAUAUCAUUGAAUCAUUUUACAAUAUAUUUGUCUUCAUUCCAGUUAUGUUUAUGAAGGAAAUUUACAAAUAAAUGUCACAAAAA
Centruroides sculpturatus (bark scorpion) is the source of this 3111-nucleotide messenger RNA. Its product is annotated as transcription elongation regulator 1-like. Gene Ontology annotation, molecular function: transcription coregulator activity; RNA polymerase binding. Gene Ontology annotation, cellular component: nucleus. Lineage: Eukaryota; Metazoa; Arthropoda; Arachnida; Scorpiones; Buthidae. The record is from RefSeq and is a predicted model, not a curated record. Bases 35 to 2881 code for a protein of 948 amino acids. The transcript is spliced from 17 exons.